AUGAGAGGAACAUUGAGGGUAAGGUCAUGGGUGGGAAUGCUUGUGUUGGUGUUAAUGGUGGGAGGUGUUUGUGUGGUUCCUAUGGUUAGUGGAGAUACGAGCCCUAGCCAGUGCAAGAACGAGAAAAGGCUUCUGGUUAAUGCUUGUAGGGCUAUAAUUUUUGGACAAAACCCUUCUGCGGUUUGUUGCCAGCGUAUUAGGGUCACCCAUGUUGAGUGUGUGUGCCCCUAUGUUACCCCUAAGGUUGCAGCCCUCAUCGGAGUUCAACGUACCAUCAAGCAGAUUCAAAGUUGUGGAAGGGCACUCCCUCGCAACUUCAAGUGUGGGAGUGUCACCACUCCAUAAGCAAGGAAUGGAUUGAAAUGGUUAUCCCACAUUACUUUUCAUGAAAUUCUCAUGGUUAUUUACCCUAGCUGUAUGAGUUUGUCUCACUCUGAUAGAGAUGGGGAUAAAGAGUGAGAGUGAGAGAAUAAUGUAACUCUAAGAAUAAUAACUAUAUAAUGAAAUAAUUUCCCUGUUAAAUAGUUGGUCUUCUUUUUCUUUCCUCCUGAUCUAAACGAUUGGAAUAUGUCAUUUCUGAAAUGGUAAAUUAGGGGUUCUUAAAUUUGUUCUGGAGAUUCAUAGUGUGG
This is a messenger RNA of Ilex paraguariensis (yerba mate), 629 nucleotides long. Lineage: Eukaryota; Viridiplantae; Streptophyta; Magnoliopsida; Aquifoliales; Aquifoliaceae. The record is from the annotation of a GenBank genome assembly.